AUGAAGGAAUCUAUAACAACUACAAAGCUACGUGUGGUCUUUAAUGCAUCGACGAAGUCUUCUUCAGGAGUGUCAUUGAAUGAUAUUUUAAUGGUUGGCCCUAGGAUUCAACAAGAGUUAUUCUUAAUUUUGAUGAAGUUUAAAACGUUUCCCAUCGUCAUUACUGCUGAUAUAAUGAUGUUUAGACAAAUGUUGAUUAACGAAACGGAUAGAGAUUUUCAAAGAGUGUUUUGGAGAAAUGACGCUAGUGAUCCAAUUCAAGAAUAUAUACUUGUUACAGUUACCUACGGCACAACCCCAGCACCCUUUCUGGCUACAAGGACGCUUCAUCAACUUGCGGAAGACGAGGGAGACAAUUUUCCCCUUUCCUCUAAAGUUAUUAUAAGAGAUUUUUAUGUAGAUGACUUGUUAUCAGAUGCACAAAGCAUAGAGAAGUGCGUUAUCCGUGUGGGAGGUCGGAUUAAGAAUACCAAUAUUCCUGAAACUCGACAUCCAGUCCUGCUUCCCUCUAAGAAUCAUAUCACAAAUCUUAUCAUAACUUACUAUCACCGUCUUCACCUACAUGCUAACCAAGAGUUGCUGUUGAAUGUCCUUAGAAUGCAGUUUUGGUUAUUGGCCGGAAGAAGUGUAGUUUGUAAUAUUAUGCAUAGGAGUGUCACCUGUGUAAGAACGAAGAGUAGAACUGCCUCUCAACUGAUAGGUAAUUUACCAGCCCCUAGAAUUCAACCCAGUAGGCCCUUCAUUGUUACUGGAUUAGUUUAUGCUGAUUUUUAUUUGUUUAAAUUACGAGGUGGAAGAGAUGUUAGGUCUUCAAAGUGCUAUGUUGCUAUAUUUGUAUGUUUUUCCACAAACGCUGUCUACCUUGAGUUAAUCAGUGACUUAUCUACACCAACGUUUAUCGCUGCUCUGAAGAGAUUUAUUGCACGUCGUGGAAAACCCGUUAAAAUUAUAAGUGACUGUGCCUCCAACUUCAAAAGGGCCAGUAAAGAAUUGAAGAAAGUUUAUAAAAAUGUGUCACUUAUAGACAAGAGUAUUGGCUCAUUUCACCACCAGUGA
Molecule: messenger RNA, 1056 nt
Organism: Centruroides sculpturatus (bark scorpion)
Lineage: Eukaryota; Metazoa; Arthropoda; Arachnida; Scorpiones; Buthidae
Exons: 2
Coding region: 1-1056 (351 amino acids)
Biological process (GO): DNA integration
Molecular function (GO): nucleic acid binding
Source: RefSeq, a predicted model, not a curated record